Megalops cyprinoides (Indo-Pacific tarpon) is the source of this 1243-nucleotide messenger RNA. RefSeq names its product RAS related (gene rras). Gene Ontology annotation, biological process: signal transduction. Gene Ontology annotation, molecular function: GTPase activity; GDP binding; GTP binding. Gene Ontology annotation, cellular component: plasma membrane. The transcript has 6 exons. NCBI's taxonomy places the organism in Eukaryota, Metazoa, Chordata, Actinopteri, Elopiformes, Megalopidae. The record is from RefSeq and is a predicted model, not a curated record. Bases 479 to 1075 code for a protein of 198 amino acids.
UGUUUCUGAAUUCUUUCCAAAAAAUUAGUUAAUACAGCUAUGUACGAAAUAUCUCAUUUUAGAAUCGCAGAAGUGGUGGUGAAAUAAAACGAGACGAGAGGAGCAUCGGUCUUAUUGUUGGAUAGGCUUAUUAAAUAUUAUUAUGUAUGCUAAAGAAUUAUUUGGAUUUUCGUGGUUUGUGUCUGUGCUUUUUGAUUUUAUUUAGCAGACGAAACCGCGGUCCAGGUUAGCAGUGGGUGUACCUUUCUACUUCUAUGACGAAACCGAUUUAGUCUGCUACUAAGGAGAGAUAAGGUUGAAACCAGGCGGUGGGGAAAGUUGCUGCUACAGUGUACAUAUAUUCUCGUUAUUAAUUGAAGCAUCUGUGCCUUCUCUCCGGGCAGCACUGCGAAUUACAGUUUCUCUGCUUUUGCCAAAACACAUUGGUUUGAUACAGUUACAGCUUCGUUAGGUUAAUAUAGUUUCUAGUUGUGUGGCAAUGUCGGCAGAAGAGGAAAGAUUUAAACUCGUGGUCGUAGGCGGAGGUGGUGUCGGAAAGAGCGCUUUAACCAUUCAGUUCAUUCAGUCAUACUUUGUAUCGGACUAUGAUCCCACCAUUGAAGACUCCUACACAAAGAUAUGCCCUGUGGAUGGGAAGCAGACACGACUAGAUAUCCUGGACACUGCUGGGCAGGAGGAGUUUGGAGCAAUGAGGGAGCAGUACAUGCGGUCUGGAGAAGGCUUCCUCCUGGUGUUUGCUUUGAAUGACAGAGGGAGUUACAACGAGAUCCAGAAGUUUCACACACAGAUCCUCCGAGUGAAAGACAGAGAUGAAUUCCCCAUGGUCUUGGUUGGAAACAAGGCAGAUCUUGACUCACAGAGACUGGUAUCCAGAGAGGAGGCGCAGGCUUUUGCCAGAGAGAAUCGGAUCCAUUACAUGGAAUCAUCAGCUAAGAACCGUUACAAUGUGGAUGAGGCGUUCAUUGAAGUCGUGCGAGCUAUAAGGAAGUUUCAGGAGACCGAGAGUCCUCCCAUCCCCUCCAACCACACGGGCAAGUCCAAGAGCUCCAAAGGCUGCCCCUGCACCUUGCUGUAACUGCCCUGCCUGCCCUGUCGCCAUGGAGACCAGCGCCCCAUUUGAAAUGAUUGGCAUCUUGGAUCCCUUUGGAAACGGUGUAAUUUUAAACUGAUGGGGGGGGGGGCUGGAAUGGACAUUGGAGACAGUGAUGGGAGGGAUGGAUGAGGGAGUUCCAUUGAGUGAGGG